GGAAGAGGCGGGCGGCCGGGCCAGUACGGAUCAAGCACUCGCUCUUCCUUGUAUUUCGGGCCAAUUCACCCAGCAGCAGCCUCAGGCCUGGGCGGAGCUUGGCCGGGCCUCCUCCCGCCCCUGCUCCUCCCAGAAGCCGAAGCCUGGUAAAGACAGCUCCGCCGGGGUGUUUCCUAGCUCAGUGCUCGCGACUCGCUAGCUGGUCGUCCGUCGCAGCUUGGCGUUCGGCUCCUUCUUCUGGUUGGAGCCCGGAGGAUGGUGCUGCCCAAGGAAGAGCGCGCCGCCAGGCUUUACCGGGCGCCGCCGGAGUUGGCGCGGGAGGCACAUGUGCCUUCCUUGGAAAAAUAUGGGGAGCUUUACCGCCGCUCGGUGGAGGAGCCGCAGGAAUUUUGGGGUGAUAUAGCCAAAGAAUUUUACUGGAGGACCCAGCACACUGGACCAUUUCUGCAGUACAAUUUUGAUGUUACCAAAGGGAAAAUCUUUAUUGAAUGGAUGAAAGGAGCUACAACUAACAUUUGCUACAAUCUCUUGGACAGAAAUGUUUAUGAAAAUAAACUUGGAGACAAGAUAGCAUUUUAUUGGGAAGGAAAUGAACCAGGAGAUUCCAUGAAAAUUACAUACAGUGAAUUGCUGAGCAAAGUCUGCCAGUUUGCCAAUGUUCUUCGGGAACAAGGUGUGAAGAAAGGAGACAGAGUUUCUAUCUACAUGCCAAUGAUAAUUGAGCUGGUGGUAGCUAUGCUAGCUUGUGCCAGAAUUGGAGCACUUCAUUCCAUUGUGUUUGCAGGUUUUUCAGCAGAAUCUCUUUGUGAGAGGAUUCUAGAUUCCAACUGCUCGCUUCUCAUAACUGCAGAUGCCUUUUAUAGAGGUGAUAAGCUGAUUAAUCUGAAGCAGAUAGCUGAUGAAGCCUUGCAGAAGUGUAAAGACAAGGGGAACCCUCUGGACAGAUGCAUCGUGGUUAAGCAUCUAGGAAGAGAAGAACUAGUUCAAGAUGGGCCAAGCAGCAAGUCUCCACCUCUGAAAAGAAUCUGUCAGAGUGUGCAAGAAAAAAAGACUGAGAGCUCAAAGAAAGUCCAGCCGAAGACUCCUUGGGAUCCAGAAGUUGAUCUUUGGUGGCAUGACGUCAUGAAAAAUGUGAGCAAGGAGUGUGAGCCUGUCUGGUGUGAUGCAGAAGAUGAAUUGUUUAUUCUCUACACCAGUGGAUCAACAGGGAAACCUAAGGGUGUUGUACAUACAAUAGCUGGAUAUAUGCUUUUCACGGCUGCUACUUUUAAAUAUGUGUUUGAUCACCAUCCUGAGGAUAUUUACUGGUGCACAGCUGAUAUCGGAUGGAUAACUGGCCAUUCUUAUCUCACAUAUGGACCCUUGGCAAAUGGGGCAACCAGCGUCUUAUUUGAAGGGCUCCCUAUUUACCCCGAUGUUAGCCGCAUGUGGAACAUCAUUGACAAGUACAAGGUGACCAAGUUCUACACAGCACCCACUGCCAUUCGCCUCCUCAUGAAAUAUGGAGAUGAGCCUGUCAAGAAGUACAGCAGGAAAUCCCUGAAAGUGCUGGGAACAGUUGGAGAACCCAUAAACCCAGAAGCUUGGUUGUGGUUUUAUAGGGUAGUCGGUGAAGAACGAUGCCCUAUAGUGGAUACCUUCUGGCAAACAGAAACUGGUGGUCAUGUGUUGACUCCUCUCCCUUAUGCCAUACCAAUGAAGCCAGGCUCAGCUACUUUUCCUUUCUUCGGGGUGGUCCCUGCUGUGUUGGAUGAGUGUGGGGAAGAGUUAGAGGGAGAAGCCGAAGGUUAUCUGGUUUUUAAACAACCCUGGCCUGGAAUAAUGCGCACGGUGUACAAAAACCACCAGCGCUUUGAGGCAACUUACUUCCACAAGUUCCCUGGUUAUUAUGUGACUGGAGAUGGCUGCAAGAGAGAUAAAGAUGGUUAUUACUGGAUUACAGGUCGAAUUGAUGACAUGUUGAAUGUUUCCGGGCAUUUACUGAGCACAGCGGAGGUCGAAUCAGCACUUGUGGAACACGUUGCCGUCUCGGAGGCAGCUGUAGUAAGUCACCCACACCCUGUGAAGGGAGAAUGCCUCUACUGCUUUGUGACUCUGAAGGAUGGACAUGAUUUCACAAACAACCUGAUUGAUGAACUGAAGAAACAAGUCAGAGAAAAGAUUGGUCCUAUUGCAACUCCAGAUUAUAUUCAGAAUGCUCCUGGUCUGCCCAAAACCCGCUCAGGUAAAAUUAUGCGGCGGGUAUUAAGGAAGAUUGCAAAAAAUGACCAGGAACUGGGAGAUACCUCAACGGUGGCAGAUCCAACAGUUAUAAACCAUCUUUUCAGUAACAGGUGUGAGACAAUCAUGUAGCAGGGCUAUCCUACAAAAACAGCAGAAGUGCAAGAAUUUGAUGAGGAUAUGGCCCCUAAGAGACAGUGACUUAAGAUGGGAAACUGCUGUGUGCUGAUCUGAAUGUAAAAUCCUGAAGAGAAGAAAAACUGGUGCUCCAAGAUAAAGUCCUUUUGUGUGGUAAAUCUAGCUUUGUGCCUCUGGAGCACUGUGUGUGUUAUUUUAUAGUCCAAAACUGCAUAUCUGAAAUUUCAGCCUCAUUCACACAAUAUUUCAAUUAUUUUUAUUUUUACAUGCUAUAAUUGGUGGAGCUUAGAACCUGCAGAUACUGGUGUGAAGAGGCUUUGCUUCUGGAGUUGUAGUUAUGAGCCUUCAAAAGGCUUGAGAAUAGACUAAGUAAUCCUCAUGUUGAGGCAGUAUUACUGAAAUACAUAUUUUAACAAUUAAGCAUUUUUUUAAAAAAAAAUACCCUGAAUACUCCAGCUGCAUGGCAUAGGAAAUAAGACAUUUUAAAGAAAACUGUCAACUAUGAAGCUGUGUAAAUUUAUUUUUCCAGUGUUAUCUCUGAUGAAAUAUAGGCUGGAAAGGAUUAUUAUAAUACUUUUUCAUCCCCCAGAGGAGUAACAAUAUCUACAUAUUUUAAUUUUCAAUAAUGCUUGCAUGCACAUGUUUGAAUUUUUGCAGUAUAUUCCAUGUUGGACGCAAAUUCAGUUGUUCUAGUCAUGGAAAGCUGUGCUCAGUGCCUGGAUAUUCCAUAGAGGGAGGCUCUUUUUUUUUUGCUAGAAAUAUUUGGUGCAAUGUCUAUACCAGUUGAAUCUGGGUAGGGAGGUAUAUCUAUUAUUUUCAUUAAUGGAUGAGAAGCAGAUGCUAUAGAUCCUAAAGGAAGUCAUUGUUAGUGUGACCAAUUUUUGUUCCAUAAUCACAUAAAGGAAAUAAAUACAUAUAUUCAGUCAGAGAUUCUGGACUGCUGAGAUGCAUUUGGUUAUACUGAUGAAAUGGCUUCCGGAUAUACUUAAAAUGAGUCAAAUUGUUCCUGCUUUCUCUAUGUGAUCAUUGUGUAGAUCAUGUGUGUGACCAAAGUCAAGCUGCUGCUCUUGUGAAAGAAAAAAAAGAGUGAAUGGCCACCAAAUUAAGCAGAGAUACCUUUUCUUCAGUUAGAUGACUUUAUCCAUAGUUCACUAAUCUUGCUUCGUCUUUAAGUUAGGGUGGUUCCCAUUCAAAGAGCAAAGGCAAAAUCAAAUAUAGUUUGAGAUCUGAUAUGGGUACUUAGAUGAAGAAAACAUAAACCCUUAAUCCUUACAGAUUAAAAAAUGUUUAUGAUGGGAACAGGCUUGUUUCAAAUUUGCCAAGAUAUUUCAGCACUUAUUGCUAUUCACCUGAGAAUGUCUCUGUAUUAGAAAUUGCUACUAUUUACUGUCUUAAACAUUUUUUUGCCUGUGAUAACCAUGUUGUUGCAUCCCUGAGAUGUCUGCAUUAUCCAUAGAACUGCUUAAAACUGUGUCAAAUUGUGUAUUUGAUUACUAUGACCAUCGCUUCAUCUUUGCUCACGGCUAUGUUUCUCAUUCUUUAAUCUGCUGGUGGUAGUCUACAUGUUCUUGUGAGUGAUCUGCAACAUUGGUAUGCAUAUAACUAUGUUCUACAGCACUGAUAGUAUGCCAGUGGCUUACUAAAUGCUGUUAAUACAAAUUCCUCUUAUUUUUGAUCACAGAAUGACAUAAAUAUGGCUGGGAAAUGGGAAAAAAUUGUUUUAAUUGGAAUAAAUUAAAGAAAUAAAACCUAUAACACAGUAA
This is a messenger RNA of Candoia aspera, 4121 nucleotides long. RefSeq names its product acyl-CoA synthetase short chain family member 2 (gene ACSS2). Gene Ontology annotation, cellular component: cytoplasm. The record is from RefSeq and is a predicted model, not a curated record. Gene Ontology annotation, biological process: acetyl-CoA biosynthetic process. NCBI's taxonomy places the organism in Eukaryota, Metazoa, Chordata, Lepidosauria, Squamata, Candoiidae. Bases 256 to 2352 code for a protein of 698 amino acids. The transcript has 19 exons. Gene Ontology annotation, molecular function: acetyl-CoA synthetase activity.